Messenger RNA from Argiope bruennichi, 2483 nucleotides. Its product is annotated as probable RNA polymerase II nuclear localization protein SLC7A6OS. The record is from RefSeq and is a predicted model, not a curated record. The transcript is spliced from 6 exons. Bases 173 to 1087 code for a protein of 304 amino acids. Gene Ontology annotation, biological process: developmental process. Lineage: Eukaryota; Metazoa; Arthropoda; Arachnida; Araneae; Araneidae.
UGGUCAGUGGAGCAAAUUGUUAUGGUAUGACGAAAUGGUUGUGUAUCUUGCUGUUAGUAAUCAAGUGUGACUUCUGAACGUGCUGCAAAGUCUUGUUAUAAUCAAGAUUAAAUCAUUCUUGUCGAUAAACCAGUGAAUGUUUAUUAGUAUUGAAUAAUUGUUCUAAGAGAAAAUGUCAGUUGUUCUUCGAUUAAAAAGGAAAGCAUGUAAUGAGCCGGUAGAAGGUUUAGUUGUUGCUUUAAAACGAUCGAAAUUUGAUGAGACUUCAAAUACAAAUGAAGUUUUCUUCAAAUUUGCUGCAACUUUGAAAAGUGAAACUGAAUCUGUUAAAGAUCACAUUCAAGCAGUACUUUCCAAAGACAAAGCUCAAAGAUUUUCAAAAUGGCGUGAUCCCAAAAGUGUUGUUUCUAGUCAAAAGAAUGUGCAUAGCUUAUAUGAAAAACUUAGGAGAGAAAACAAAGCUGCUAGUGAAAAGAAAAAAUUAGAUUUACUCAACAAUCGAAGGCUCAUUUUAUCGGAAACAGUUCCAAUUGAAGAAGAUGUAAACAUAACCCCUGAAAAUGCUGAAGUUCGUAAACUUUUUCAGCUUUAUGAUAUUAUUGAAGAAUCAGAAGAUGUAAAGAAACAGGCAGAAGAAGCAGAGAGUAACAUCACAUGCAAUGACCAACCUCUAGUCAGAGAAAAAUCAGGAGAUUAUGUAUAUGAUGUAUAUAUAGCUAAUGGUCAGAUAGAUAAUUCUUUUGUAGAGAAUCCUAUCAGUGUGAGACCAUGUACUAUGACAGAAGAUGACAUUUACUCUGGUGACAGUGAUAAUGAUGGUGAAUGUUAUGAAGAUGAAGAUGACAGCAAUGAUGAGAAUAAUUGGAGGAAUGAAUAUCCUGAAGAUGAAUCAUCCAAUUCUGAAUCUGACCAGGGUUCUGAUGAAUAUGAAUCGGAAGAGUAUGACCCUUACUGUCAACCUGGUAUCAGAAAUUUGCGAAUAGAUGAUGAGUGUGAAGAUGAUUAUUGUCAUGAUAGUGAUGAUGAAGAUGAUGGAGACUAUGAUAGAUCAAAAAUUCUCAUGGAACUCAAUGAUUCAAGUGACUGAAAUGUUUUGUCUCUACUCAAGUCAAGCAUAUCUGUGUUAUAUAUUGUUAUAGCAAUUCAUGAAACUAUUUUUAUGCUAAAAGAUUUUGUUCAGGAAUUAUUAUGAAACAGAAAAAUUGCAUUUUAAAUUAUCUUGGAAGAAUUUUGAUAUUUACUGUAUAUAAAUGUCAUCUUGAUAUCUAUACUCAUUAAUAUUGUUAGGAAAAAUUUUGUAAGAUUUUGCAUAUAAACUUUUUCCAAGAAUUAUUUUAACUUUUAUAUUAAUUGUAUUUUCAGGAUAAUCUAGUUUUGUUUUAAUUAUUUAAAAUCCAUGACAGUAUUGAUUAUUGUUUCACUAGCUGGCAAGAGUUUAGUUGCUAUUAAUAAUAAUCUUAUUUUGCUGAGAACAAAAAGAAAAAAGUUUCUAUUAAAUGGAUGUUUUAUAAAAACAUUAUAUGAAGUUAUUUGUUUGGAAAGAUCAAUUUCGUUAAACAUAUUUAUCAUUUACUUUUUUUGUGUAUGUAUUAUUCUUAGUGCAGGAUAAUGCAUUAUUAAAAGAUAUUAUAUUUCAUUGGCAGAUAUCACCUAGACUAGCAUUUCAUUAUAAAGAUAUUUUUAUCACUAUUCAAAUUAUAACUUCUGUAUAGAUAAAUAUUUUUAAUGUGCUUCUUCAUCAGAUGUUAUUUUUGUAUUUGAUGAGCAUUUUGCUGCUUUGAAUCUGUUUUUAAUCCUCAAACCUUGCUGUAUUAAGUUAAUGUUUCAAGAACUUUUGAAAUUUGGCAAACAUAUUUUUUUUAUAUUAUGUUUUUACAUAUGCAUUUAGUAUAGUUGUUAAUAAAAUUUAAUUUCCAUUUGGUGGACAGAAUGCUGUUUGUUAUAUUUAAUUAUAUUUUAUAUGCAAGUAAAAUACAUUGCAAUGCUUUUAAACUACCUCUGUUAUUUGUGCAAUAUUUAAAUUAUUAUGCUUUUAUUUCAUGUCCUUUGUGUAAAAUCCAUAUUUAGUAUCAAUUGUCUAAUUGUUUUGAGAUCUGAUUAUUGUUUAAAAUUAAGAUGCCAUUUUUCGAAAUUUAAGUUUUGAUAUAAAAUAUAUAUUUUCAUAUAUUUCAAUUACUUGCAAUCAGCAUUAAAAAAAAAACAAGAAAUGCUUGUUUUAAAAAUUAUGCUGAAUGUCUCAAUAGCUCUUAUUAAAUAAUUUAAAGGCAACAAUAUUUUGCUUUCAAAAAUUCUUAAAGAAAUUCUUUGGAAUGACGAAAAUAAACCACCAACUGGUAUUACUUUUAAAAAAUCUCAUGUUAAAGUGUUCAGAACUUACUUAAGUUGUAUGUGUAUUCUUGCAUAUGUGUCGUUUUUGUAAAGAAAUUUUGCUAAAUGUAUCUAUAAGUAUGCUUGUGAUUUUGUAACAUUUCUUUUGUACAUAU